AGCACUCAGUAGGCAGUUAGCUGUCUACGAAUACGUUAGCUCAGUCAUUCUACGCGCGCAUCGCGACCGGCGCGGUCGACUCGCGUCUCGGAUAUAUAAACACUGGAUAGUGCAAUGAUGUUCGCGCGAAAAGUGUUCUGUGUCGUGAACUGUGUGAGGUGAAGUAUGGUGCGCGAGUGUGCACUGGCGGUGCUGGCUGUAUUAGCCGCGGCGAGUGCCUGCCCGGGACAAGUGCCGGGAUGCGCUUGCAGCGAUGCGGGCACCCGGCUCUCAUGCCGAGGUGCUGGUCUCCAACAUCUUCCACCGCUCAACGAGCGGCUACUCGCGCUAGACGUAUCCAACAACAACAUCAGCGCGUUACCAGCAGACGCGCUGCUACCAGCCACCGGACUCCGAGAUUUGAACCUGUCAGCAAAUCGUCUGGAGCGCGUGGCUGCUGGGGCACUGAGUGGUGCGGCGCUGGCCAGGCUGUGGCUGGACCGGUGCUUUCUGCUCCGUCUGCCCACAGCUAGCAUGCCAAAGUUGCAUUAUCUAUCAGCGGAAGACAACCUCAUAUCGGAUAUAGACCCGGAUGUGUUAUCGGAGCUCCGGAACCUGCGUGUCUUACGAUUGGCUCGCAACAGACUGACCACAGUACCAGCCGCGUUGGUGUACACCAACAGAUUGCAAGCUUUAAAUCUCGCUGGCAACCAAAUAGCAGAACUAACAGCUGCUUCAUUACCACCACUCCCCGCGCUACAUACCCUGGUACUGAAGCGGAAUCGAAUCACGUACAUUGAAAAGAACGCAUUCGUGAAUACUCCGGCGCUGCGAGUCUUGAGGCUGGAAGACAACUUGCUGAGUGAGCUACCGACCGCCAUACACAAUCUACCCAUGCUAGAAGAUCUAUCGCUGUCGGGCAACAAAAUAGAGCGAGUGACAAGCGGCUUGCAAGCGUGUCCCCGUCUCGCCAGGUUGGAGCUGAGAGGCAACUCCCUGUCGCAACUUCACCACGGGGCGCUGGAGAACCUGCCUCGACUUACAACGCUGAUCCUGUCGGAAGCUCGUGGUCUACCUGGCGUGCCGUCUCUGAAUGGCACCACCCGUCUGCGAACCCUGAGGAUGGACCACACUCGUCUCCGGGAGCUGCCAACCAAUCUCUGUAACAACACGCCGCAACUUAGAGCACUAGACCUAAGAUCGAACCUGUUGACCAGCGUUCCUGACCUUCACGAGUGUUCCGAGCUUCGAGUGUUAGAGCUAUCUGACAACGACAUUAAGUCAAUAGGUGACAACGCCCUCAAGGGUCUGCGUAAGCUUCACGAUCUGUUACUGGCCAGAAACAGACUGAAGUGGAUACCAUCAGAUGCCUUCAUCCACACUCCUCGCUUGCAGCUACUAGACCUCGAAGAUAAUAGAAUAGAACACAUCGACAUGGAGGCUUUUGUCCCUAUUUCUAAGCUAGAGGACUUAAAUGUUGGUAACAACGUGUUUCCUUCGCUGCCCGCGAGUGGUCUGCAGAGGCUGCUACACCUGAAGGCCCACAAUAACCCCAACCUGCGCAGGUUUCAUCCACCGGAGCUCUUCCCCAGGAUACAAAGUCUAGUUCUGUCAUACGCAUACCACUGCUGUGAGUUUCUGCCCCUCAUGGAUGGCGCUGCAGGCGUCAACGAGGAGUGGGCAGAGCGCGAGGGCUUCAGUGACCUGGUGCUGCUACCGCCGGCACACGUGGACCUGGCAGCGUGGGCCAAUGCCACAGACAUUUGGCCCCAUUAUUUGAACGCGACGGGUGAAGGAGGGUCGCGUUUGAGAGCGGUUGGACCUUGGAGCGGAACUGGGGUGGCAGAACUCAAAGCGGGGAGCAGACAAGUGCGCUGUCUUCCUCUACCUGGUCCAUUCCUACCAUGUGUGGAUCUUUUCGACUGGUGGACCCUUCGAUGUGGUGUGUGGGCCGUGUUCCUUUUAGCGCUACUAGGAAACGGAACAGUGGUAUUUGUCCUUGUGUUCAGCAGAAGUCGAAUCGAUGUUCCAAGGUUCCUGGUCACCAACCUUGCUGCUGCGGACUUCUUUAUGGGCAUCUAUCUAGGAUUCUUGGCAGUUGUGGACGCAGGAACGCUGGGAGAAUUUCGCUCGCAUGCGAUCUCCUGGCAAAUGUCUGGAUGUUGUAGACUGGCAGGCUUUCUUGGCGUCCUGUCAUCUGAGCUGUCAGUGUAUACUCUAGCAGUGAUCACUCUCGAACGCAAUUAUGCGAUAACCCACGCCAUGCACCUCAACAAGCGACUGUCGUUGCGUCACGCCGCAGCAGUCAUGGCGGCCGGGUGGGCGUUCUCACUUACAGCGGCCUCUCUCCCUCUACUCGGUGUUUCUGACUAUCGCAAGUUUGCUGUGUGUUUGCCUUUCGAAACUGACUCUGCUGUAUCGCUCGGAUAUGUCGUUUCAUUACUCGUCAUCAAUGGCUUAGCUUUUCUUGUUUUACUAGGUUGCUACCUUAAAAUGUACUGCGCAAUCCGUGGCUCUCAAGCAUGGAACUCCAAUGAUUCACGCAUUGCCAAGCGCAUGGCUUUACUCGUGUUCACUGACUUUCUGUGCUGGUCACCCAUAGCGUUCUUUGCACUGACGGCUGCCUUUGGCGCCCAAUUAGUUUCCCUAGAAGAAGCCAAAGUAUUCACAGUUUUCGUGCUACCGCUUAACUCCUGUUGCAAUCCCUUUCUUUACGCGAUUCUCACAAAGCAGUUUAAGAAAGACUGCGCACUCGUCUGCAAAGCUAUUGAAGAAUCUCGAGUGACGCGAGGGAUCGGAAGAUGCAGACACUCGUCAAACUUUAGUAACAGACAAACACCGGCCAAUACGAAUAGCCUCGCGGAGAGAUCGUCGCGAGGUCAGCACGGUGCCGCGUGUGCUUGUCGGAGGCUGCUGCCACCUGGAGGGGCGGUCGUGGUCAGCGAGACGGUCACCAACAACACGGGGAACGGGAGCGGCGAGGCGAGUGGGGAACGUCUGCUGCGGUGGCUGCGAGCGUGCGGUCGCCGCGCAACCACACCCGCACCACCCGCGCCCCGCCAGUUGCCUGCUCCUCCGGCGAGGGCUGGCUCCGUCUCGUCUUCCGUCGAGUUCUCGUCUUCUCGCUCGGACUCUUGGCGCACGUACGGGCGCCCACCGCCUCCACCGCGCCGAGCCGCUUCAUGGCUUGUCGCUCGCAAAACAUCACAGGACUCCAACUUGUCAUCGUCUCGGAAUGACUCGUCGGGUUCGAAUGCGACGGCGUCUACAGGAACUUGGCGUACGUCGCGGUCGGGCGGUAGCGCGGCAACAGGGACCAGCACGGGAUCACGUCCGCGGCUGACCCGGCAGCCGGCCGUCGUCGCCGACGAGCCACCUGCCUCGCCAUCCGCGCUCCCACCGCCACGCAUGCUGCACACAAUCCCCUCCGCUGCUGAGACCGAGCUGCAACCCGACGACAAUGAUGCCCGUUGAGAUGUACUCUCAUUUCCUCCAUCAUUGCAAACUCAUACAAGGUCACUUAACUAGAGCUGGAACAUCCAAAACACUCAUAUAUUGCGUUAGUUAGCGGACGUGGUGACAUCGCCCUGGUCAAAUCAGGAAUAGCUGAUGUGUUCGUCUCGCUACCAAGCUGUGGAUGCCAAAUUUAAUUGAACAACCCUGUACUUCUUAUUACUGGGAUCAUAGUGAGUAGAUUAAAUAUUUAUUUUGAAUAAUUGAAGGGCAGUUAAAUAGUGAAGUGAAGUGUCCAGGUGGGUCUAGUCGAAUGAACUGAAAUAGUGUCUUAAGGAACCGUCCAUUAGCGGUGAUGCAGUGCUGUUGGACGAUAGUGUUGUCUGUGUUACACAGACUGUGUCAGACUACGAUAGUAUGAAAUGCAAGACAAAUAAGUAAUUAUAUUUUGUACAGUAUUAUUAAUUUAUUUAUAUUAGGAAUUAGUAGGUAUAGAUCGUAUGCAUGGUGUUAAACAGAGUGUAUUUAUAUAGACAAUUUUAUGGCCUACUUUGGAAACUAAGUUGUUUCGCGAUAUUUAAAUGUAGCAACAUGACCCAAAAUUGUUGAGUGUUUUCAAAUGCUUUCUUUACUAAGAUUUCUUUGUCUUUUUGCCUCUCACUUUUUACAUUUAGUAGGUACUUAUCAUAUAUCCUUGAAUUGUGAAGCUAAUGUAAUACAUUUUCUGAUUAAGUAAAUUUAUAUUAAUUAAUGUUCUGUUAGAGUACUCUCUUUUAACCAUAGACUAAGAAUUUACUAGCGCAUAGAAGACCCGAUAGUGCGCGACUAAUUUUUGUGCUUUCAACGAGAGCGUACCAUCUGAAUGCUUAGACUACACUAACAAGUUAUUGUAGCCGCGCCAUCUAUUAUAUUGAACAAGUAUUAAUUGUAUGUUUUGAGUCGUAGUCGUGCAUCAUCGUUACAUACUUAACUUUAGUACAAUUUAUAUUUUAUAUGCAUUAAGAGAAAAAGACUUAAAGGAAUAGGUACCAAGUAUAAUAUAGUCAUUAUAUAUAACUAAUACAGCUACAUCUCUACGGAAUAAAUAGCAUUUGCAUGUUAUUCGAAAUUGAACAGAUAUUUGUUAAAAUAAAUACCAAACCCACGGACUAGCAAAUAAAGAAGGACUCCGCGCCGUGAUAUUAGCAAGUGAAGCACCUUUAUGCUAGUCUGUGUGCGGUUACGGGGUAUACCAGUUACACAAUUUUUUCUCCCUUAAAUAAUCAUAUAUCCACAAAUACUUUUAAAGUAUUGUUUUAACACUUUUUCACAACGCACGACGGCAUUUUUAAAAUAUUUUAUUGCAACGCAAAGUGAUCUGCCACAGUCGAUGGCAAAUCUAAUAAUGGCGGCCGAUCGGCUUGUAUUAGUGUAAGUGCAUGCGUGUGGCUCUGUAUUUACACGUUUACCGGGUUGUUUUGGUGCCUCACUGAUAUGUAAGGUGACACGGAGUCCUUCGUUUUUUACUCGUCCGUGACAAAACCAAAACUUAUAGAAUUUAGGUCAUUUAUUAAACUUGUGUGCUAAGUGUAUUUUGUUUGAAAAAAAUGUACAAUUUCAUGACACUGCCUCCGUUGGGAAUAAACAGUAUUUAAAUAAGAUAAUAUUAUAAUGUUAACGUUUAGAGUAAUUUAUUGUAAGUUAUUGUACAAUAUAAGUUUAUAUUAUAUUAUAUAUAAGUAUAAAUAUACUGCAGUUAGCAAAAAGUGUAUUUUAUUUAAAAUAGUAAGUAAUAAUAUGUUGUGUUGUAAAAUGAUUAUGUACAAUAAUGAUAUUAUGUUUUGAUAUUUGCGUAGAUACCCUUUGAAAUGUGCAUGUUUGAACUUGUUUGUUAUUUUUAUAAAUAUAGUAUUUAUAUGUUUAGUUUAAACACAAAAAUCGAAUAAAGUCCUCUUAAAUUCGUUCGCUUGGACGCUAUAAAGAAGCAAACAUACUAUGCCUGCAACUAGCGUGAUUAUAUGUGGCCUUUAUAUAGUCCUGAUAUCGUGUUAAUAUUCAUGCAAUAUUUCAAUUAAAUCUAUUACAGUUUUUUUUGUGUUCUGCCUGGAUUUAAAUACAGACAAUGAGGCAAAAAUUAUAUAAAGUACUUGUCUUGAUUCGGUAUUGUUUGUGGAACACACAGUAAGUAUUCUUUUAAGAAGUUAUUCAAUGUUCUAUCGACAAAAUUGAAUUGUGACCCACCUUAAUGUCAUUUUGUAAACAAGUAGGUUGAAAUUCGCUUGGACAGACAUUUCCUUAGUAACUCCUAUAGUUAUUUUAGACACUGACAGUCCACCAAUUGACAUACAGUCUUUUAAGUGCAAAUAUAAACCAGUUAGGUUUAUAUAGGAAUUAAGAUACAGAAGAUAAAACUCGGCUAAAUACGAGCGGAAAAAGCUACAAAAUAAUUAAUUAUUUAAUCAUUUUUUCUGCCAGUUUCUAACUUUCUGAAUAUCAAUCAUUUGUAUUUUAUAACAGGGAGAUCAUAUUAUACCUUCGAUGAGACUAUUUUAUUUAUGUUUUUAUUUUUUAUUUAUAGAUAAUAAGGGACAAGAUGACCAGGACGUUCAGCUGACGGUAUUUGAUACACCCUGCCCGUUACAAUUCAGUUCGCUCAGGAUUAUUGAAAAACCCAAAAAUUCUUAGCGGCGCGCGUUACAACUGCGCUCGUCACCUUGAUGUUUAAUCUUAUUUGCCCAGUAAUUUCACUACACACAAAAUGCUUCACGGCAGAAAAAGGCGCCGUUGUGGUACCCAUAAUAUAGCCGGCAUGCUGUGCAAAGUACCCACUGGUAAAAUACUACAUGCAUAUUGUAAUAAACUUCGAAUAUACGUGAAGUAUCUGCUGUAAUAUUGUUUAAGCUUCGUCCACAUAUGCUAGCACCACAGAACAGAAUAGAUAUUUAAAUGGAUGUAAUUCCAGAAAAACGUUCCAAACCACAAUCAUGUCGAAAUUGAGUUAAGAAAACAAAACAGGUCACGUUAUUCGUAUUAACGGACUGACAAAAAAUGGCAGCCCUACUGUCACUCUUUCAAUGACAUCAUGACUUAGUAGCCCAACCCACAUGUAUGGAAUACACGAAUAAUUUAUUAAACUGUAUCACGAAUUCCUUAAAAUUUGAUGUUCGUGGCUUGGAACUUUUUUCAGGAACUACGUUCAAAAAUGUUAUGUCGCUAGCAUUAAGUUAAUUUUCAUUACAGUUGUUAAAGUGUUUGGAGCCUGUGUCUUAUUUCUUUUGGAUAUGUUGUCACGUUACCAGUGGGGUAGCGUGCCUUGGUGGUUUCCCGUAUAAAAUUUUUGCUUGGGGGCCCUUAUGAAGGGUAAAGAUUUCUCACAAAAGAAAAAAUGUUUGAAUAAAAUUAAAAGAAAUAUUUAUGCAUCAUUAUUAUAUAUCUGCCACUUACAAUUUAACUUAAAAUUUUUACAAACAAGUCAAAUUAAAUAUACACUCUCCUUGGUAUUUUUCGGCAAACAGCAAAGUUUUAUUAAUUUUUGCUUACGCACGUCGGGGCCCUACGGCACAUACGGCGAUAGCUACGCCUCUGCACGUUAAACAGCCUUUUCUGCUCUGCUUAAAAUCUCAAAUGAACAACACAAUCUGCAACCCUACCUCAACCUACCUUGCUUUAGAACGGGCAGCCUACUUCGUUUUCUUUUACUUUAUGUUAUAUAUUUGUAUGUUAAAGAUUUUAUAUAAAUUACUAUAAUAAUUAUGUAGAGUUUAUAACAUAUUGUAUGUUUAUUGUUUAUCGACUGUUUGUGUAAUUUAUUAUUUUACAUAAUACAUUAAUUGAAAAA
This is a messenger RNA of Leptidea sinapis, 7249 nucleotides long. It is a transcript of the gene rk, whose product is annotated as lutropin-choriogonadotropic hormone receptor. Bases 166 to 3453 code for a protein of 1095 amino acids. NCBI's taxonomy places the organism in Eukaryota, Metazoa, Arthropoda, Insecta, Lepidoptera, Pieridae. The record is from RefSeq and is a predicted model, not a curated record. Gene Ontology annotation, molecular function: G protein-coupled receptor activity; protein-hormone receptor activity; protein binding. Gene Ontology annotation, cellular component: membrane. The transcript is spliced from 17 exons. Gene Ontology annotation, biological process: G protein-coupled receptor signaling pathway.